GUCGUGUGCGAUCUGUCAUCGUUCCGCUACGAUAUCGUCGCCUUCGUCCCGUUACCUCGUUGUUGGCCCAUCAGUAUUGGACAAGGGAGCUCGAUAUCCCGUAGAAAACGGUUGUUCAUCAAUUAUCCUGUGCCAAUCGUCGAUUAACUGAAUACCAGACGGAGGUGAAAUGAGGAGGAAAAUUAUAUUUUCUGGAUAAUCACGGUUACUCAUAAAUCCAUCAUAUGGAGAAGAAAAUCACGAAAUAUCUCCAUAGCGGAAAUGUUAGCAAUAAUUUUCAAUGGUAUUUAAAAGUAUCGUACAUUAAAUGAUUUAUCGAAUAAUUUAUUGUCGUAAUCAAAAUUUCCGAUAAUAAAUGAACAAUUUUUCAUCAUCAUCGGAGAAAAAUAUAUCUGAUUGUCAUCUCGCAGUACGACCGUGCGACAUCUUUGAAUUAUUACAUUUCUGACACGAGAAUCGCGCUCAACGCAGAUUCGCGGCAUCAAUAAUAAACAGUGACGAAUCUUUAAUCGUCGGGGAAGAUCAUCCGGUCAUUGCCAUUUUGCACAAUUACGAUAUGCGUCGGAUGUCGGCAAUCCAAUUUGGUUGGAUUUCGCCGGAGAUAUCGUAAAUCGUAUCUGGAAUAUAUAUAUACAUUUGAUAAUCUGACAAUAAAUCAUUUUAUUUCGUCGUAUUAUUAUAACGCAGCAUUUAGCAAAAGAAGCCAGAAAAAUACGAAACCUUGAAUAGAACUCACGGUUUCAAGGCGCAUGCGAACAUUUUACAUUUCUCGAAAAGUGGGGAAGAGAGAAAGAGAUAGAAAGAAAAUAGAGGACUUUAGAUAAACUUUAGAAAAUAAACAAAAGAUGUGUUUAAAUUGAACGUUAAAGGCAAGAGGAUCGACAAGAUCAACAAUGUCGGGAGCAUUUAAUAUUCUUUAACAUCGUCAAAGAAAGAAGUUCACAUUGUAAAUCAAGCGUGUCGUUCAGCAUAUCUACGUUGUAAUACACAAGAAAAAACCAUGGGUCGGAUAGAGAAAGAGGAGUCAGCCACUGAUAUGAAGGAAUUCAAUAGCAGCACAAAAAUAGCUCCAACUAUCAUUGGCGAGUAUAAAGAAAAAGAUGAAUUGUACGAUCCUUUUGAACAUCGGGACAAGCGGAAUGCAACUUCAGACCUAGGCGCCACGGCGCAUCUCUUGAAAUCCUCCCUAGGGACGGGGAUUCUGGCCAUGCCGAACGCGAUCAAGAACGGAGGUGCGCUGUUCGGCGGAAUCGGCACGAUCAUAAUCGGUUUUAUUUGCGCCCACUGCGUACAUAUACUGGUGCGGUCGUCUCAUGUGCUCUGCCGACGUACCAAGACGCCGCAGCUGACAUACGCCGAUACGGCGUACGCGGCCUUUCUCUGCGGACCCAAGCCGAUCAGACCCUGGGCGAACGUCAGCAAGAUAUUCGUGAACACGGCGUUAUGCGCGACGUAUGUGGGCGGUGCGUGUGUCUACGUCGUGUUCAUUGCCGCGUCCCUUAAGCAGGUCACGGAUUUUCGCACCGAAAAGGAUAUAGACAUACGAUUGUACAUCGUCUCGUUGAUCCCGGCAUUGGUGCUGCUCGGUCAGGUGCGCAAUCUGAAAUACCUGGUGCCGUUCUCGAUACUGGCCAACAUUUUCAUGAUGACCGGCUUCGCGAUCACGCUCUACUACAUCUUCAGCAACGUUAAAUCAUUCGAGAAUGUCAAGCUGUUCUCAUCGGCCGGGCAGCUGCCCCAUUUCUUCGCGACUGUGAUAUUCGCCAUCGAAGGUAUCGGCGUUGUGAUGCCCGUGGCGAACAAUAUGAAGAAGCCGCAGCACUUUCUGGGAUGUCCUAGCGUACUCAACAUCACCAUGACGAUAGUGGUAAUUCUGUAUGCGGUAAUGGGAGUAUUCGGUUACCUCGCAUACGGCGAGACAGUGAAGGCUAGCAUCACGUUAAAUCUACCCAUCGAGGAAACUCUCGCUCAAGUAGUGAAGCUCCUUAUCGCCGCGGCCGUUCUCUUCACGUACGGAUUACAGUACUUUGUACCGCUUGAGAUCCUUUGGAACUCCAUUAAGCACACAUUCAGCCACAAAUACGCGGCCCUCGGUGAGACGAUGAUGAGGAUAGGAAUGGUUAUGCUAACAGUGAUCGUAGCGAUACUGGUACCCGAGUUGGAUCCAUUCAUCUCUCUAGUUGGCGCGAUUUUUUUUUCCAUUCUCGGCAUCAGCAUCCCAGCUGUCGUCGAGACGAUUUCGUGCUGGGAGAAUCAUUUGGGCACCUUCAAAUGGCGGCUAUGGAAAAAUUCCUUUCUAGUUAUAUUCGCGUUAUUAGCGUUAGGAUUUGGUUCGUGGAUCUCAGUGAAAGAUAUAAUAAAGUAUUAUGAGGAAUAAUAAAUUUUAUAUAAAUAUCGUAGAAAGAUAUUUUUCUCAAUUUUUUGCACGAUUAUAGUCGACAAAAAAAACGAUGUAAUGACGUUUCUUGAAACAUAUUAUAUAUACAUAUAAUAUAUAUGUAUAUAUAUAAUACAUGCGCGAAUUAAAUGAUGAUCGGAGAGUCCUUUGUAUUAUUGUGCAAGAGAUUAAUCAUAAUUGUUUUUCUUUUCUUAUCCUCGAUCAUCAUUGGAAUUGAGAAAUUGUAGUAAGAUCAUUGAAUUUGAUAUGCGUAUCUCAUAACAAAUUCAGUUUUAAUGAAAUGAAUUAAGUAAUAUAAACGAAAUGUAUAAAAAAAAAAUGCGUAUUUUUAACAUUUUAUUAUUUUUUAAUAAAUUCGUAAAAUCUUCUAGAAAAAAGAGAGAGCGAAGAGAAUUGAAUUUUAUAUUGCUUUCGUUUUAUAUACAGCUAAUAAAAUUGUAUAUUGUAGAUAUAAUAUCGCCACAAGAACUCGACGAAACUUUGUAAAUAGAUGUAUAUUAUAUAAGAUGUAUAAUAUUUUGUACAAUUACUAUAAAAAUGAAAUAUGAUAUUUGCGAACACUCUUUGCAAAAUUGAUGCAUAAUUUAUAACGCUAUCUUAACUUUAAGAAAAAAGAAUGAAAAUUAUCUUAAAUUAAAAAUAUUUUUAGCAAGAA
Messenger RNA from Cataglyphis hispanica, 3053 nucleotides. RefSeq names its product proton-coupled amino acid transporter-like protein pathetic. Gene Ontology annotation, molecular function: amino acid transmembrane transporter activity. Gene Ontology annotation, biological process: amino acid transmembrane transport. The record is from RefSeq and is a predicted model, not a curated record. Gene Ontology annotation, cellular component: vacuolar membrane. Lineage: Eukaryota; Metazoa; Arthropoda; Insecta; Hymenoptera; Formicidae. The coding region runs from base 1001 to 2377 and encodes 458 amino acids. The transcript has 8 exons.